Molecule: messenger RNA, 585 nt
Organism: Aspergillus tanneri
Lineage: Eukaryota; Fungi; Ascomycota; Eurotiomycetes; Eurotiales; Aspergillaceae
Product: copper transporter family protein
Exons: 2
Coding region: 1-585 (194 amino acids)
Biological process (GO): copper ion transmembrane transport; intracellular copper ion homeostasis
Cellular component (GO): plasma membrane
Molecular function (GO): copper ion transmembrane transporter activity
Source: RefSeq, a predicted model, not a curated record
AUGGAUAUGAGCAAUAUGGAUCACUCUGGAAGCUCGGACAUGUCCUCAUCAUCUUCUUCCUCUAUGUCCAUGUCUAUGGCUAUGGUUUUCGUGAACGCGCAAAACACGCCUCUCUUCUCAAACCAAUGGACCCCCUCGUCUACCGGCUCCUAUGCCGGCACCUGCAUUUUCCUUAUCAUCUUAUCAAUCAUCGGUCGACUUCUAUUGGCCUUCAAAGCUGUCAUGGAGGAGCGUUGGAUCAAUGCCCAUCUCAACCGUCGCUAUGUGGCUGUCGCAGGCAAAACACCUGAAGCUGGCCGGAUCGAUGCCGAUCCAGAUGCAAAGAUCGCCUCUCUCGUAACAGCGCAAGGCGUGGAGGAAUCAGUCAAGGUAGUUCGACGACCGUCGCGGGAGCCUCUGCCGUGGAGAUUCAGUGUGGAUCUGCCGCGUGCAUUCAUCUUCCUUGCAUUUACGGGUGUAUCAUACCUUCUCAUGUUGGCUGUUAUGACCAUGAACAUUGGAUAUUUCUGCUCCGUGCUUGGUGGUGCUUUCCUGGGCGAGCUCGCAGUGGGCCGGUAUAUCCAGUGGAAUGAGCAUGGGCAUUGA